Messenger RNA from Biomphalaria glabrata, 4382 nucleotides. RefSeq names its product dynein axonemal assembly factor 9-like. The record is from RefSeq and is a predicted model, not a curated record. The coding region runs from base 118 to 3579 and encodes 1153 amino acids. The transcript has 38 exons. NCBI's taxonomy places the organism in Eukaryota, Metazoa, Mollusca, Gastropoda, Planorbidae.
UCUCAAAAAAUUCAUCUUUUUAAUUAUGGUAGUCUAGAAUCUAUUACCACUAACACAGUAACCCUAGCUAAUAUCUAGAUCUAACUGUAUUAACAAAGAAGUUCUCUAUAUUUUAAAAUGUCUGCACGUAAAUUAAAAAUCCCUUCUUCAGCCAAAAGACACAUAAGAUUGUCACAGUUUUCUCAGUUUGUAAGUGCAUCUCGUCUUCGACAUGUUCAAAACAUUUUAACAGAUAGAAAAGCUGGGUUACUUGAUAUUGAUGGUAUUCUCUGUAUAGCAGGUAUAGACAGCCGAUACAAUGAAGGAAUGUAUGAAUUAUUAAACUAUCUUUUGUUUGGAUUUUUUGAUAUUCGAAAAGAUGAACUAGAAAGCUCUGGAUUUCCUGAAGAAAUAAUAGAUGACAUGGUUAUUUUGAUCUGCCAGGACCAUGUACAAAUUUAUUGUAACCCAGUCAAUUAUUGGUAUUUACUGCCCUAUGUUAGCCACUGGCCAGGAAUACAGUUUCAUUGUCUGUCUGAUAAUCAGAGUGAUGGUGAAAAUGAUGACGCAGCCGAAGAAUUUAAGAUUCAGUCUUUUAUUUCUAUGAUGAGUGAGUGCAGAGUUAUUGGUCUCCCAUUUACUGGACAAGGGCACACAUCUGAGUUUACUCCCAUGGAAAUAGAAAAGUGGCCACUCAUUCAAGCUUUUGCUCUGGAAGAUUUUGGAGGAGGUGGAUUCUUUACACUUAAGCAUGAAGUUGUUGACAUCAGUUCUCAGCUUCAUCACAUUCAAGACUUUCAAGAUUCAGUCUCAGUAGAGUUACUUCUGACAGAUCAUUAUCCUUUGAUGUCCAGACAAUGGAGUAACAUGCUGCAAUGUGUAAAAAUAUCUUUAGAUUCCAAGUGCCAAGCUUUAUCACAGAAGAAAAUAUCAGAACCUCUGCGAAGUUAUUUCAAUCAUGGAUUUGUUGGGCAUAAGGGAAAGACUGGAAAAAUUCCUUUUGUGCUGUUUAAUCAAGAUACUGACAAAAAGCAACUUGAGAGAGCACUAAAUGGAGAGGCUUUGGAGGCUUCAGAUUUGUCUCUAAAAACAAAUGACAAUCACCACAUGAUUUGUCAAGCAGCAUCCCCUCACAAACCUUUAGUGUGUGCUCGAACAUAUUUCUUUUGCAACCAGCCCUAUGACAUUACAAAGGAAACCUCUGGUGAUGGGCUUCAACAUUCCAGUGACACAAAACAAUUAAGAUACUCAUUAAAGAUUUAUUUAUCUAUGGUUCGUGCAGUUCUUGCAUCUAUCAAAGUGUACAGUCAAACGUUGCAAGUCACACAGGCAAAAGCAGCCUGUUUUAAAACAUUGACAGAUGAGUGUUCCAAGCUGAAUAACCAAUGUUUAUUAGACCAUAUCAAGGAUGGUUCUCUUGUACAAUUUAAAUUGGUUUCACUCAAUUCAAAUCACAGUGAGGAGUCCCUGACUGAAGGAGUACACUGCAAAAAAAUGAAACUUAUUAGCCUGGCUCUCUACGACAUUCCUUCAUUGCAUAACACUAAACAAGACCACAUAGGUUCCAUGUUAUUUGCAGAAUCUUUCCUGGACUCAUGCAUUCAGCUAUCAGGUGGUUGUGAUGUGAAUUCACAUGUUUUCAUUUUGACUUCAUGCAUUCCAAGACAUCAAAUUUGGAGUUUGUCUGGAAAUGACAGAAAGAUGCAUACAUCAGCUCCCAGUCUUCCCAUCGACUUCUGGGGUGAGCCAUUGAUGACACAAGGAGAUAUCUCCAUGACUGGUACAUGGACAGCUCUUCUGCCUCCAGAGAGAGUUGUUUUAACUGCUUGGACCCAUGGAGUCACAGUACAGACAUCUGACUAUGGCUCAGUUUCUCUUCUUGGCUCAGAUAUAAACUCUAUAGCUCUUUAUGAUGGGGACUCCAUGUCCAAGGUGACUUUACUUUUGCUAAAGAUCAACCUGACCAGCAUUAUGGCUGACCGCCUCCCACCACAUGUGUAUAGUGAAGUGGAUGAGAGAGGCAUGUUUACACUGAUCCUAGCCUUCAGUCCCCACACUAAGGCUCAUACACAACUUUUUGGAAAUGUUUUACCAGCAUGGAAGAUGGAGUCCCAGCUGCCUGAGGUGAAGAGACUGGAUGAAUUAAAUUGUAAUAUUCUAGAAAUCCAUACUUAUCUACAAAGACAGAUUGAUGUAUCAUUUUCUUCUGAGACUUGGCCAUUGAAAAAAGUUUCACUGACCAUGCCCCAUUUAUACGAUUUUCUUGAGCAUUUGACCACCAGCUGUGGUUUGUAUGGUUCUGUGACAAGAGAUGUGUAUCAAUCCUUAAUGGUUUCACAAAACACAAAGCUUGAGUCCACUGAUGACAAGAUUAUUGUUACAAUCAUCACUGGGGCACCAGGAAGUGGUAAGGAUGUUUUGGCAGACGUCAUUUCAUCUUUUAAUACCAACAUUAUCAAUUGGAUUGUUUUCAAACAAUCUGAGGAAUGUCAGCUUGACAUGGCACACUUGCAUCAAACCAUGAUCACCGCUGCCCAAACUAGCUCACAUUGGCUUCUGUCCAAGACAACCAGACUUAUCAUUGUAGCCCCAGGAUUCUGUGAUACACCAGAAGUUGUGAGAGCCAUUUCAUCCCAUAGUGACCACAGCUUUAGAUCUUUAUUCCAUGUUGGAGCUGUUACACUGUGCAUUGAUCCAGUUAACACUUUCAUGGAACACAAGCUGACACUUCCUAUGUUGACAGCUCACUGUGCUCAAGGUUGGGUCAAUAACAUAGUCUUCACUUCACAAACCAUGGCACCAAGUGAAUUACUAGAUAACAUUCAGACACUUAUUCGAAGUAUCAAUUAUGAUGUAGCAAUGCUCAAAGCUGAACAAGGUCAUGUCAAAAGGAGCGCUGAUCUUGAUCUUAUAAUGUCUGAGACUGCCUUUUCAGAAAGUCACAUGGAAAGAUCUAGAGUCUUGCUCAAACCUUAUUGGCGUGAAGGUUACCCCCAUGCUUGGCCAUGUCUACCUGUGAUGAACGAUGUGCUGCUUCAGUUUACUCACCCACUCGAGAAACAUUUAACACUCAUAAACCUUCGCAAUCUGAAAAAAAGCUUCCAAUCAUUUCCUUUCAUUGGAAACAUUUACAAUGUCACUGGACUUCUUGCAUUCACUGGUUCUCCUCAGUUCUUCACUCUUCAGUUCAGUCCCUUGAAUGGGAAGCUAGUUCUCAAAGAAAGUGUUGCAAACCAUCAAAAUGGAGAUAAUCCUGUCUACAAAAUAAUCUUCACUGGUGUGCAGCUUAAGGAACAUGACUUAAAAGUGUUCCUCAACACUUGCGUCAAACAGAAACCAGAAAAAAAGAAAUUGUUGAUGAAAGAAGAUCUAACCAAACAAGAGAUUGACAAAAUUCACGCUUCUCAUCAUUUGGAAGACCUACCAGAAGGAUGGUACUACAAUGGGUCUCAGUUUGUUAGUAUGGACGGAGAACGUUCACAUACACAUCCCAAUCUAGAUAAAUUUCUCUCUGAUUAUCUAGCAAAAAAGAAUGCAGACAUUGCUCAGUUCAACAAAAGAAUUGAGGUUGAGUCUUAUACAUCUCUAUGGCAACUGUAGAAUCUUGCUGCAAAGAUCAUCUGCAUUUACAGAUUGAGAUCCUAACUCAAAUUAUACUUUUUUUUUCCUUUCUAUACGUAUUACAUGAGUUACUGUUCCUUGAAUGAUAAAGAAUGCCUGAUCAGUUAUUGUUCUUAGCUCAGAUGUAAAUACCACUUAUGUUUUGCAGGAUUUAGAUCUAUUUUGUAUACCAGCAAGUUGUGUCUUAGAUGGUCUGCAGUGAUUAUCUUACACUACAAUAUUUGUAUUGACUUUGGCUAAUAUCAGCUAUAACAUGGAGUUCCUAUUUUUUGGUUGGCAUUCACCAAUGUCUUGUGGUUGCCUAUAGCUCUAGAACAGAUAACAACCGUGAAAGAAUCUUGUUAUAACAUCAUUUGUUGUAAAAAAAAAAAAAAAAGAUCUUUCACUAUUUUGUUGGACUGUAUGAACUAUGAAAUGAACAGUAAGAGCAUAAAGGGAUUAAAUAAAUUGUUUAUAAUUGUACAAGCCAUUUUGUUUACCUUCUUUUGUCUGAAGCAAUUUUGUGAUAUUUCGACCGAACCGUCCAAGAAAGUAAUAAACAUUCCAUUGUACAGAGACUUGUCACUGUGAUUGACCUUUUUAAUUUUUAUGCUGUUGUCUAUUUAUUGUGUAAGCUUUCUAAAUAACAUGGAAAUUUUAUUUAAAAUUUGAUCCACUAUUGUUAUUGCUCUUAAAUGUCUGCAAUAAAGUGAUUAUAACUCUGAUGAUCUUAGAACUGACAAAAAACAUGUUCUCAAGUAACUUUUCAUAUCAUUUAUGAAUAAAUGUUUGAGUAAAAUCAA